AUGGCGACAAAUCCUGAGUCGCCGUUACCCAUACACAACCCGCCGCCGACAGCCAAUGCCGCGCCGCAACCCGCUCCUCCAGCGCAACCGGUGCAGCCCGCGCAGCCUGUCAACCAACGACAGGUUGUACAGCCGACACCGAGGACACGGGAUACCUUCAACAGUCAGGCGCUCGGUCGUGAGACCAAUGCCCGUGUUAAGCAGGCGCGCGUCUUGAUGGUCGGAGCAGGCGGCAUUGGCUGCGAGCUGUUGAAGAAUCUUGCUUUGGCCGGUUUUGGAGAGAUUCACGCUGUAGACCUCGACACGAUAGACCUCAGCAACCUCAACCGACAGUUCUUGUUUCGACAUGAGCACAUCAAGAAGAGCAAGGCAAAGGUGGCAAAAGAGGCUGCGCAGAAGUUCAAUCCGAACGUCAAGAUCGAAGCGCAUGAGGCCAAUAUUAAGAGCUCACAAUUCAACGUCGAGUGGUUCAGGUCUUUCGCCGUUGUUUUCAAUGCACUUGAUAACCUAGAUGCGCGAAGACAUGUGAAUCGAAUGUGUCUCGCCGCCGAUGUCCCGCUUAUCGACAGCGGAACUACUGGAUUCAAUGGCCAAGUGCAGGUCACCAAGAAGGGCGUUACCGCGUGCUACGACUGCGAACCCAAGGAUCCGCCAAAGUCGUUUCCUGUGUGCACCAUUCGCAGUACACCCAGCCAGCCCAUUCACUGCAUUGUGUGGGGCAAAAGCUAUCUCUUGAAUGAGAUUUUCGGAACAUCGGAGGAUGAGUCGGCAUUUGAUCACAGCGCAGACCAAAACAACGCUGAAGAGGUCGCCGAACUGAAGCGAGAGGCUCUUGCGCUGAGAGCGAUCCGUGAUUCAAUUGGAACAGACAAAUUUCCCCAGAUGCUCUUCGACAAGGUCUUCAAAGCGGACGUUGAGAGGCUGCGAUCAAUGACGGAUAUGUGGAAGGACAGGAAGCCGCCUACUCCACUCGACUUUGAAACAUUGAAGACGAAAUCGGCCGCAGACCUCAACAGGGCAGAUGCUAUACUUAAAGAUUCUCAAAGACUGUGGUCGCUAGAGGAGAACUUUAGCGUCUUCAUUGACAGCCUCAGCAGGCUGAGCAAGCGGAUUCUCGAGCUGAGGAAUAGCAAAACGCCCGAAAGCCCAGAGCCCAUCAUUGAAUUUGAUAAAGAUGACCAGGAUACCCUUGAUUUUGUCGCAUCGAGCGCCAACAUUAGGUCUCGCAUAUUCGGAAUAGAGGGUAAAUCUCUCUUUGACAUCAAACAGAUGGCCGGCAACAUCAUUCCUGCUAUCGCAACAACCAAUGCUAUUGUGGCUGGACUGUGCGUCCUAGAGGCUUUCAAGGUACUCAAGGGCCAGUACGACGCCGCCAAAGAGGCGUUUUUGACUCCCUUCAGAGAAACGGGCCGGAUCGGCAUCGAUCGCCCACGAAAGCCAAACCCAGACUGCCCUGUCUGCAGCGUGUUCCAAGUCAGCGUGACAGCUGAUCUAUCACGUGCCACUCUCGAUGACCUGGUUGGGUUUGUCAAGCAAGGCCUGGGCUUUGACGAAAAGGAUUUUUCGGUUCAUGUUCAAGAGGGGAAGGACCUGAAAAUGCUUUAUGAUGUCGAAGAGACAGAGAACUUGCCAAAAAUGCUGACUGAGCUUGGUGUCUCGGCUGACAGUUUUGUCACAAUCAUGGAUGACGACGAUAAUGGGCUGGUGAACGUGGCUAUUCUUAUCGAAGCAUCAAAAACCACGGAUGACAACUCCAGUGCGAUCCAAGCAUUACAUCCUGAUAAAAAGCUGGACAUUCCCAAGAAACCCGCUAAGAAACCACUCCAGCCGCCGACCUCAAAUGGGGCUGUCGUAUCGAACGGCACAGACCUAACUCUGGAGGACAGCACUGAGAAGACGCAGCAAAACCCCAAGCGACCUCGCGAGGGCGGGGAAGCUGAUGAAGAUGCCAACGGAAGGGAGCCGAAGAAGGCCAGGAUCAGUGGCGGAGAUGAUGACGUCGUCGUAGUUGCAGACGAAGGUGGUGCCUUUGUCAUUUCAGACGACGAGGAUUGA
Pyricularia grisea is the source of this 2055-nucleotide messenger RNA. RefSeq lists its product as uncharacterized. The record is from RefSeq and is a predicted model, not a curated record. Gene Ontology annotation, cellular component: SUMO activating enzyme complex; cytoplasm. Lineage: Eukaryota; Fungi; Ascomycota; Sordariomycetes; Magnaporthales; Pyriculariaceae. The transcript has 5 exons. Gene Ontology annotation, biological process: protein sumoylation. Bases 1 to 2055 code for a protein of 684 amino acids. Gene Ontology annotation, molecular function: SUMO activating enzyme activity.